UGUUGUUGUUGUCGUCGUAAUAGUAAUAUUCGUUGUUACUUUUCCCGUAUUAAAUCGUUUGGAAAAAGAAAUAAAUAAACAAGAAUAAAUGUUCAAUAUACAUUCAUAACCAUUUUCUUAUUGUUUAAAACAAUUGAUCAAAAUUAUAUUUAUUUAUAGUUUUUUUUAAAAAAAAGGGAAAAAAAAGAAAGAAAAGAAAAAUGAUGUAUCAAAUAAUAAUAAAAAGAAGAAAAAAAGAAAAUAAUGUAUGAAUCAAAUUAUUAUCUAAUGAACAAUAUUUAUUUAUCACGACUAUGUCAUUUUAUAAUUGAUUAAUGGCCAUUGGAUUUUGGCAAACUAUUUAUUUAAUUAUUAAAACUAUUUAUUAUAUGCAUUUAUUCAUAACAAAAUAUUUAUUUAUAUCAAAAACAAUUAUUGGUGAACAAUUAAUUGAUCAAUUAAAUGAAUUAAAUAAUAAUAAUAAUAAUAAUCAACAAAAUAAUCCAUAUCCAUCAUUAUCACAAUUAGAAUCAUAUCGAAUUAAUAAUAAUCGAUUUAAUUCGAAUGUAGAUCAUACAUAUAAUUUUUAUACAACUAAUCCAUAUCAAUCAUAUAUGCCAAUUAGUAGAAUUAUUAAUCUAUCUUAUCCUUCUUCUAAUAUACAUGAAAAUAAAUGGAAUACUUAUUUAAAUCGUGUAAAUAAUCAAUAUACCAAUCAUAGUUCUAUUAAUCAUAUAAGUAAUGGUAAUAUUCAUAGUAUUAAUCAAUCACAUUAUACCUCUAUACGAAAUAUUUUUCCUAAUUUAGUAUCUAAAUUAUCAUCUCCUUUCUCAUCUAUAUCAUCAUUAUCAGAAUCUAAAACAUCAUUAGGUAUAGGAUAUACUCCUGAAAUAUCACAUCCUUUUAUGGCCGGUGAAUCACAAACAGAACAAAUUUUAAAAUAUAUAUUAACUAAUUAUAAAUCACAUGAAAGACCAAAUGAAAAUUCUCAAGAUCCAACUAUUGUUAGUGUAUUCAUUCAUAUUAUAGAUAUAUCAUCAAGUAAUGUAGUACAAAUGGAGUAUACAAUUAAUUGUUAUCUACGUCAACAAUGGUAUGAUCCACGUUUAUCAUGGGAUACUAAUAUUCAGUUAAGUAGUAAUAUUAAAGAAUUAUUAUUAAAUCAACAAAAAAAUCAAUUAUGGCUUCCCGAUUUAUUUUUUCGUAAUGGUAAAUCAGGUUUUUUACAUGAUAUGUCACAACCAAAUUAUUUAUUACGUGUUAAAUCUAAUGGACAAGUAUUAUAUAGUCAAAAAAUUACAAUGACAUUAUUAUGUCAAAUGUAUCUACGGAAAUUUCCAAUGGAUAAACAAGAGUGUACAGUUAAUAUUGGUUCAUAUGGAUAUACAAUUGAUCAAUUAAAAUUUAUAUGGCAUCAUGAUAAACCUGUCACUAUAUCGAAUAAUUUACAAUUAUUAGAAUUUGAAAGUCCACACGGUGCAUAUACUUUGGAUUGUACAAAAAAUGGUACAACAAAUACUGGAACUUAUAGUUGUCUAUUAUUAAUUAUACCACUUCGACGAUUAAUUGGUUCUUAUAUUGUUACAACUUAUAUUCCAGAAGUUUUAAUUGUUAUGGUAUCAUGGUUAGGAUUUUGGAUUGAUAUUAAAGCAGUACCAGCUAGAGUAACAUUAGGUUUGUUAACAUUACUUGGUUUAUUAACUGAAAGUAGCAGUGUUAGUUCACAAUUACCUAAAGUAACCUAUUUAAAAGCAAUCGAUGUUUGGUUAACUGUUUGUUUAUUAUUUGUCAUCGCAGCAUUAGCUGAAUUUGCUUAUGCUUAUUUAAUGACACCUAAAAAUGACAGUCCUGAAUGGGAACCAGAAGUGAGAGAUUUAGUUAAAACUUUAUUAGUAAAUUAUACUGGUGAAAUUCGAUGUUGUUGUUGUUUCACAAAGAAUCGACAUCAUAAACCAAUUUUCAAAGAUAAUAAUAAUAAUCAAAGAUCUCAGUCACAUCAACCACGAUCCUACAUAGAUACUACACAUAAAAAAUUUAAUUCACACACAAGAGAUAUUGAAUCUGAUCCUGAAUUUACAAUGAAAUCAACGAAAAAAUCAAGUAGAACAAGUAGAUCAAGGCAUAUCAAAUCAACAAAUCUACGUUGUAAAGUUUGUGAAUCAUAUCAACCAGUAUGUUGUACUUGUCCAGCUUGUGCUCGAUUGAAAUGUCCUGAAGCACCAAGAAAAAAACCAACACAAGUGAAAAUAUCAACAAAGCAAUCAAAAUUAAAAUCAAUAAAUCAUAAUGAACUAAGAAAAAUCAAUAAAAUCAAAUCAAAUUUAAUUGAUUAUCCUAAAAUAAUAAAACCAAUAAAAAAAACUAAAUUAAUCAAUGAAAAACAAUUACAAUCAAUAAAUAUUGAUUCAUGUCAUAUAUUUAUUGAACCAUUCAAUAAUGAAUUAUUAUUAUUAAAUAAACAACCUAAAAAAUCUGCAUUAAAAGUAAAACAAUCAACAAUAUACAAUAUAAAUAAUAAUGAUAAUAAUAAUAAUAAUUUAAUCCAUUCAAAUAAAGAGUUAAAAAUUACUACAUUUUUAGAUCAUGGAGAGAAAAAUAUAAUAAAUGAAUCAGUAACAUAUUCUAAUCAUAAUAAUCGUCAUGAUUAUCAAUCUCCUUCUCCUCAUCCUCCUCCUUCUUCUCAUCAUUCUCAUCUUGAUCCUCGUAAUCAUCAUGACAAUCAGUAUUAUCAACAAAUGAAUCAAUCCAAUAAAAAAUUAUGGUAUUUCAAAAAUAUGUUAUAUAAAUGUAUAUGUUGUUUUAAAUGUACCUAUCAUGAUCAUGAUCAUCAUGAUCAUCAUCAUCAUUCGAAUGAAAAAUAUCAACCAUUAAUUAAAAUGUUCAACAGAUCAUCUAAAUCAUAUUCAUGUAAAUCAAUAAAAUUUAUAAAUUCUACUCAUACUACUACUAAUACUACUAAUACUACUAAUAAUAAUAUCCCAUAUGAAUCAAAAAUUGAUGCAUAUAGUCGAUUCAUUUUUCCAAUAUUCUUUGUUUUAUUUUUAUGUAUUUAUUGGUUUUUUUAUUUAGUAUUAGCUAAAGAUUAAUUUUAAAGACGAAGAAAAAAAGUGAAAUGAGAAUAGAGAACUUGUUGUAUUCAAUAGUUUCAUUAUAAUUACAAUAAGAUGAUGAUGGUGACGAUGACGACGACAACGAUGAUGAUGAUGAUAAUCAGUGAUAAAUGAAUAAUAAAUCAAUAAACAUUAGAUAGACUUAACAAUCAAUGUUAUAUAGAAUUAUUACUUAUUGUCUUUCAGUUAAUUAGUAUCUUUUAUACAAAUAUGUAUACCUAUAUAGAUAUCUUAGUAUAAAACUGUAUACUUAUGAGUACAUGGAUGUAUUAUAUUAUAUAUAUAUAUAUAUAUAUAUAAAUGGAUACUAUUUAGCCCAAUUAGUUAGAAUAAUUAAAUUUAUCUGUAUUUCUUCGAAUUUCUUAUCAUCUCUGACAUUCCGUAAUAAUAAUAAUCUAUCUUAAACUCUUUCAACUCUUCAUUCUUUCACUUCUACUUUCCCUACAAAUUCUAGUUAUACACAGACUCUUUGUUGUAUGAUAACUACAUACAAGUGUAUACACUUAAACACAUAUAAGUGAAUACAAAAACAAAACAAACAAAAUCAUAUCAUUAUUAACAUUAAAAUCGCUUAUCAUAAUUUGAAUGAUAAACAUAGACGUUCAAAGGAAUACAACACUAUUAUUAUUAUUAUUAUCUUUCUUCUCCAAACUAAUGUUAAUCAUAAUGAUAAUUUCACAAAGAUUAGUGUAAUAAUAAUCAUAAUAAACAAUAUCAAGAGUUAUGAGUUAUUGGUUGACUUUGUUUUGUUUCUUUCUUUUUUUCGAUAUUUUUCACUGCUAAAUCGAUCUUCUCUAGGUUUUUCUUUCUUUUUGUCACUUCCUCUUCCCUUCUUUCCAUAGUUCAAAGAGAAAAAAGAAUGUUUCUUCUAAUUAAUUUU
Molecule: messenger RNA, 3969 nt
Organism: Schistosoma haematobium
Lineage: Eukaryota; Metazoa; Platyhelminthes; Trematoda; Strigeidida; Schistosomatidae
Gene: GABRB3
Product: Gamma-aminobutyric acid receptor subunit beta-3
Exons: 4
Coding region: 315-3065 (916 amino acids)
Biological process (GO): chemical synaptic transmission; chloride transmembrane transport; nervous system process
Cellular component (GO): synapse; neuron projection; membrane
Molecular function (GO): neurotransmitter receptor activity; extracellular ligand-gated monoatomic ion channel activity; transmembrane signaling receptor activity
Source: RefSeq, a predicted model, not a curated record